This is a messenger RNA of Fusarium keratoplasticum, 2406 nucleotides long. RefSeq lists its product as uncharacterized. The record is from RefSeq and is a predicted model, not a curated record. Lineage: Eukaryota; Fungi; Ascomycota; Sordariomycetes; Hypocreales; Nectriaceae. Bases 1 to 2406 code for a protein of 801 amino acids. The transcript is spliced from 3 exons. Gene Ontology annotation, molecular function: oligopeptide transmembrane transporter activity. Gene Ontology annotation, biological process: transmembrane transport.
AUGGCGCCGUCCCUCUUCCGCAAGCGCCACGAGGCCGAGGACAUCAUCCCCAUCCCAGGCCCCCUCGAGGCCGCUGCCAUCUCCGCCUCUGGCCGCGAUCGUCUUGAGAACCUCCAGCAGUUUGAGAAAUCCCACAAGUUCGACCCGAACCUGCCCAUCGACGACCUUACCGAUGUCGACGCCGCUAUCGCAACUGGAAAUGCCGAAAAGGGCAUCGAGAUUGAGCACGCGCUCAUGGAGGACAACAGCCCCUACCCCGAGGUGAGGGCUGUUGUCCGUAACUACGAUGUCGACGUCCCUGCCAACACCAUCCGCGCCUGGGUUAUCGGCCUGGUCCUUUGUACUAUUGGUUCUGGCAUCAAUAUGCUCUUCUCGUUGCGCAACCCCAGUAUUACCGUAUCUACAUACGUCGUCCAGCUCGUCGCGUAUCCCUUGGGUCUCGGCUGGGAUCUCAUCAUGCCCGAUCGCGAAUGGAAUCUCUUUGGCCUCAAAUUCAACCUGAAGCCCGGAAAGUUCAACUACAAGGAGCAUGUGGUUAUCGUCGCCAUGUCUAACGCUGCUUACGGUGGUGGUGUUCUUUAUGCGACAGAUGUCCUCCUGGCCCAGCAGAUUUUCUACGGCCAGAAAUUCGGCUGGGCAUUCCAGGUUCUUUUCGGCAUCACAACUCUCUGCACUGGAUAUGGAUUGGCUGGACUGGCGCGUCGCUUCCUGGUGUGGCCCGCCGCAAUGAUCUGGCCCACCGAUUUGGUCAACUGUGCGCUCUUCUACACCCUUCACGACCACUCCGGUUCCGACCCGACCAAGACCAAUGGCUGGAAGAUUGGACGAUAUCGAUGGUUCUUGAUUGUGGCAGGCGGGGGCUUUAUCUGGUACUGGUUCCCUGGCUGGAUCUUCAAGGGUCUAUCCUACUUCACCUGGAUCUGCUGGGUGGCUCCUCAUAAUGUCACCGUCAACAAGAUCUUUGGGGGUCUGACCGGCUAUGGCUUGAUGCCUACUUCUUUCGACUGGACCGUGUACAGCGGUUAUCUGCAGUCCCCUCUGAUCCCGCCCUUCCACGCCAUUGCCAACGUUCUCGUGGGCAUUGUCGUCUUCUUCGUCUGCAUCUCGAUGGGAAUUCACUUUACCGGAACCUGGUACUCUGAUUACUUCCCCGUUCAGUCCUCCGAGUCUUACGACAACACGGGCAACGUCUACAACGUGUCCAGGAUUCUCGACCACAACUUCCACUUCAACGAGACCGCCUACAAGGAGUAUUCGCCUCUCUUCCUGCCAACGCAGUUUGCUCUGUCGUACGGCCUCUCCUUUGCUGCUGUCACGGCUGUCGUUGUGCAUGUUGUUCUGUACCAUGGUCAGGAAAUCUGGAGGCAAUUUAGGCAGGCUCGCAACCAGGAAGAUGAUGUUCACAUGCGCUUGAUGAAGAAGUAUAGGGAUGCAGAGGAUUGGUGGUAUGCUGCUCUCUUCGUCGUCAUGGUCUCCAUCUCCAUUGGCGUCGUCGCUGGCUGGCCAACUGGGUUCCCCGUUUGGGCCUACUUCCUGUGCAUUCUCAUCCCCAUUCUCUGGCUGAUCCCCAUUGGUGUCGUGCAAGCCAUCACCAACAUUCAGCUUGGCCUCAAUGUUCUGACAGAGUUCAUCAUUGGAUACAUGGUCCCUGGACGCCCCAUGGCCAUGAUGAUGUUCAAGAACUACGGCUACAUCUGCAUGGGCCAGGCCCUCUACUUUGCCCAGGAUCUCAAGCUUGGUCAUUACAUGAAGGUCCCUCCACGGGUCAUGUUCUCAUCUCAGCUGGUUGCGUCCAUCUGGUCCGCCAUUGUACAGAUUUGCGUUAUGAACUGGGCACUGGGACACAUCCCCGAUGUCUGUCAUGAUGAUCAACCCAACAACUACACGUGCCCUGGCGGUCGUGUUUUCUACACGGCCUCCGUUAUCUGGGGAGCUAUUGGCCCGGCCCGAAUCUUCAGCAACGGCGCCAUCUACUCCUCCCUUCAGUGGUUCUGGCUUGUUGGCGCUGUCACACCUAUUCUGACAUGGCUCAUUGCUCGGAAGUGGCCUCGAUCUAUCUGGCGCUAUGUCAGCACACCUCUCAUCUUUGGAGGCUCUGGCAUGCUCCCCCCGGCCAGUGUCUACAUCUACCUCUGCUGGGGUAUGGUUGGCACGUUCUUCAACCACUUCAUCAAGAGGAGAUAUACUGGAUGGUGGCUGCAGUACAACUACAUCACCUCUGCGGCUCUUGACUGCGGCCUCAUCUUGUCAACCAUGGUGAUCUUCUUCACCUUGUAUCUGACGAGUGCCAACCCUCCUAACUGGUGGGGGAACUUUGGUGCUUUCAAUACUUCGGAUUGGAAGCACUUGGCAGUGAGCAAGUCAAUUGCCAACGGAACAACGAUUGGACCCUCAACUUGGAAUUAA